GUGAGAUUGCUUGAGUUCCUCCGGAGCAAGGCGCAAAGUUUACCUUGGUUUCUGUUAUUGUUUCCUGGUGCCGAGAAGGAACAUUAGCAUUUCCGUGCAGAAUUAUUUAAUGACAUGACAGUACAUUAAAAGAGUGUUCUACGAUUUCAGCAUUUAUGGCCAAAUGAUGCCAAUAAACUCGUAAAUUGACAACAAUUACAGAAUUUGGAAAAAUACGCAGAUGAAACUUUAAAAAUUGCUACAAUGGAGCCUCCAUUUGUCGAAGAUGACAUCUGCAUCCUGAAGCAUGAAACGGCAGACAGCUUGUUGGAGCUAUCAAAGGAGAGCCCUUUUUCCAUGAGUUCAGGGGAUGAGUCUGUCGCUUCCCACUUUGCGCUUGUCACUGCCUAUGAAGACAUAAAAAAACGGCUGAGGGAGGCAGAAAAAGAAAACUCACUCUUAAAGAGACGAGUCAAGCAACUGGAAGAAAAGAAUCAGAACUGGUGUGUUCAGCCAGGUGAACUAACUGCAGAAGUACCCAAGUACGUUAAUAAAGCCUUUAAUGCUUUUCGUGGAAUCUACAUCGAGAAGAAAGAUUUGCAAGUGGAACUGGAUAAAAUGAAAAAUGAGAUGCGUGAAUCUGAGAAGCAUCUGACUGAACAGCUGCAAGCUAAAGAACUAGAGCUUCUCCAACUAAAAACUGAAGUGGAGACCAAUCAAGUUAUGAAAAAGCUGACCCCCACCAAUGAUUAUUGGGAGCUGUACAAAGUGAACAACGAGCUGAAGCUACACUCCUUGCAACAAGAGCUAGAUAUCCUCAAAACUGAAUACAACAAACUCAGGGAAAAAUAUAAGGACCAGGUUAAUAACAAACCUGUAUUUACACAAGGAUCAGGAUAUCAUAGCGGGGACACUUCUCUACUGCAGGCUUACAGAGACAUCAAAAGAGAGAUGUCUAAUUUAUAUGCAGUGACAAAGUUGCAAGCCGAGGUGGUGAAAAAACUGAGAGACAACUCAAAAAGUGCAGCCUGCAGAGAUUCAUCUGCUGUUCCAAUCCAGUGCAUAGAAGACCUAGAACUUAACAGCAGAAUGGUUAAAAUGACUGCCCCCAGGCCAACACACAAUAACCCCUGUGGUUCCUUUAAUGGCCCCAUGUUCAGCCAUGCCACAGCACCUCUUAUUCCAACAGAGGCCACAGGCUUAUCUGAUGAUCCUUCCAAACACUGUUGGACAGCUGAGAGGCCGAGUCCUGUUGGCAGCGCUGCCUUGCAAGAACACCCCUCGUACGGACACACUUCUUUAGAUGAAAACUCCUGGUCGUUUCCCAGCCCUCCAAAACCUAGUGAUGCAUUGUUUUGGGAAAAUGUAAACACCCUUUCUUCCUCCAGCAAUCCAGUUACCUGCCCAACGAACCAGGAUCGAGGGUGGCUUAGACCUUAUUGAUUUUUAAUUGCUUUAUCCACUAUCUCAACCUUGUGCAACAGAACUUUUCUACUAAUAUUACAAAUCUGCCUUAAAUGUAACAGCUUCAGCUAUUUUGGUUAUAUAAUGUAAAUAAGGUAAUGCAUUAUGUUCUAGAAUUGGUUUGGAUUCCAUGCGUUAAUACUGUUACCACGUUAACACUUGUUAUUAGCUAAAGAAUUGAUGAUACUGUGGGUUCCUAAUAAGUCGCUUUUCAUACACCUUGUAGAUCUUGGAUUCAGAUAUAAAGUUUGUUGAAGUUAGUGACUGUGAAAUGGUGUUCCAUAUAAAAACCCACUACCCAUCUGGAGCAGAUAAGCAUUUUCAGUUAUUACCAAGCACAUACAGCACUGUGAAAGAGAGUGUUAUUAAGUAAUACUAGAGUGGUGUAACAAACACAUUAAAAAGUUGUUUCUUGGGUGAAAAUGUCAACCAAACAAAUUACUCUUAAGUAAUUUGUCAAAUGUGGGUUUACAAUUCUGUUAGUAUGGUGACAUAUAAAGAGUGCAUUUUCUUUGAAAGUGUGCAACACAGAAUAAACAGGCUAUUUCAGUUUAUACAACAACCAGACACUGCUCUCUUGUUUUUUUUUUUUUUAGCUAUUCUGUUAUUACUGAAUAAGAGAGGUAAAUACAGCACUGCUUAAAGGUGCCAAUAAUUACUGACACCACUGCUUACUGAUUAUUAUUAUUUAUUAUUUGUUUAUUUAGCAGACGCCUUUAUCCAAGGCGACUUAGCCCACCGCACACAGCCCGACUGAAGCCGUCCCUACUCAUCUCAUCUCAACUGGCCGUACAGAGUUUGGAUGAAUCGUAUCAGUGUGCGUGCCCUUAAAUCCAAGAUUAUGCAGAUUUCAGUCGGGAUGUCUUCAGAUUUGAAGAUUGAACAUGUUGAAUCUUUUUCAGACGCACUUUCGUUCAAAUAUGAUCAGUCUGUCUGUGUGCAGCGGUUGCCGACCAAGACUGACUGAGACCGAUUAGUCAUAAGGGUGUCAACCAAUGGUGAAGCAGGUUUGAGUGACGUAGCUUGUCAUGUAACUUGUCACAAGAUGGCGGAAUAUUGACAGCUUUAGUUCCACAGGUGAAAAUACAUUAGUCUUGAAUGGCUCUGAGUGUCCUGAAUUCAAAAAUACCAGAUAUGUGCACAUUUGAAUAGGUUUUUUUUAGGUGUUUAGUAAUCAAAGGUAAAUUAUCAAUUUACCUUUUUAUUAUCAAUCUACUGGCAGCCUAUAUUUUCUUACUGCGCUAAAACAGAAGUAACCGGUGUGGCAAUCUCCAAUAGGUCACAAAUCACAAGCCCCUAGAUCCACACGCUGAGAAAAAAAACUGCCAAAGUCAAAUAAAAAAAAUCAACAGGUUGGAUUUUAUUUACCACAGGCUAAAGUGUAGUAGACAAGCUAUACAAAAAGUCAAACACUGCCUAAAACGUUUGCACGGUGUAAAUGGUCAAUUAAUUAAUAGGCUAAGCGAUUAUUUUGGUUGCUUCACAGCGCUGUCUCCGCCAUCUAAUCAGCAUACGAUGCCAUGCAUAAUAUGAGGGCCACUAUGUUGGGCUAAGUUAAUACAAAAAUGUGUACAGGGCAGUAUUAAUUAAAUCUGCAUACAUAGUAAUCACCAGGAUCUAGUUGUGGUCCGUCUAAUUCAGUCUUAGCAGUGUGCGACACCCAGUCGGGAAAAACUCAAUUGUGACGUCAAACCAAAACUGAGCACAACUGAUCGCAGAAUCUGUGCAUACUCAGAUGAGAUGAGUCGGGACGGCUUGAGUCGGGCUGUGUGCAGCGGGCUUUACAGAGACUAGGGUGUGUGAACUAUGCAUCAGCUGCAGAGUUACUUACAACUACGUCUCACCCGAAAGUCGGAGCACAAGGAGGUUAAGUGACUAAACCCUGUUCUAAAAAUAUUAACACUUUCAGUGGACUACAAAGAUAAUUUAAGACCAACAAAGGUUUAAAAAAAAGUUGUAGUACCAUAGAUCAUUAAUUGCUGUGGUGUUUUCUGCGAUAAUAAUGGAACCCUCUUGUUCAAAUAUUUUAUUGACUGGCAUUCAAUUACGACCUCAUAACAUACCACAGCAAAGCCGUGACCCCUUAAAUAGUUGCUGAUGGCCCAUACAACAUUGUUUGGACUGUGCAAUGUUUAUUCCAGGUUGCACUAUACCUUCAGUGACUUUUGUGGUUCCACUGUUGAAUCUGAAUCAUACACCUGAAGCAUGCCUUUUCACAGAUUAAUUGUAAUCAAAACCACGUUGUCUUUCUGUAUAAAAGUAUCCAUAGCUGCUGCUACAAACUGCUUGUAAGCCCAAUUAAGAUAGUUGCUCGUAUAAAUAUGGUGUUUAUAUCCUCAGUACAUUAAUGUGCACUUUGCAUUCCGUUACCCUUUUGGUGUAAUCAUAUAUCUUUAGGAGUAGAGAUUUGUGUGUAAGUCUAGAUCAUAUGGAUGAUUUGGGCUUAUUUUUCAGUGCGUGGAAUUAAUACAAUGACAUACCACUUCAAGACCUCCUAAAAAAGUGUUUUUCUAUUUUCAGAAUGAAGACCACACAUUAAUUCAUAUUGCUGUAGUUUUAAUCUUCCACAGGUAAAUGUUUUGUUUGUUUGUUUUUUUAAACUGGAAGAGAGUCACACAUUGGUACACUUGGGCAAGGUCUCUUAGGUUUGAUUGUAUUAUUUCUUAUUAUGUGAUUAUGUCUGUAUCCAGAGUAUGCAAAAGAAAUAUGAUUAACUUUUGGAACCCUUCUUGUUUAUUAGUGUCCCUAUAUAAUAUGAGAUGUCCCUAAAAGAGCAUGAAGCAUCAAGGGCUUUUAAAACUACCAACUUUUGCUCAGUUCAUUUAAACAGCAACAAUAAAAGAAGCAUCUUUUUAAUUAUUACAGGAUGUUUUUGAAUUAAUAUAUACAAUAUUACAAAACUGUUUAUUUCUUUGGUGACUUGUAAAAUGAAAAUGAUCUGUAUAAUAAUUUUAAACCAAAAACAUUGAUGUAAAUAGUAUGCUUUUGUGUUAAAACAAUAGUUUGUAUUUGGACCUGCUUUAGUUGUGUUUUUUUUUUAAUUUAUUAGCAAUGGAGUUGAAAGAAAUAAAGCAAAGAGUGAAA
Messenger RNA from Acipenser ruthenus (sterlet), 4527 nucleotides. RefSeq names its product 5-azacytidine induced 2 (gene azi2). The transcript has 8 exons. The record is from RefSeq and is a predicted model, not a curated record. Gene Ontology annotation, cellular component: cytoplasm. The coding region runs from base 244 to 1422 and encodes 392 amino acids. NCBI's taxonomy places the organism in Eukaryota, Metazoa, Chordata, Actinopteri, Acipenseriformes, Acipenseridae. Gene Ontology annotation, biological process: canonical NF-kappaB signal transduction.